AAAUUUUACUGUAGAUGGCGACUCUGUUAUUGUUUUUUCGGAUAAACAAGUUACACACUUAUGCAAAAAGGAUAUCUGUUUAUGGCAGUCUCUGUUAUUCUGUCAACAUUUACUCGUGGAUUACAAUCCGGAUUUAAAUUUAACAAAGCUCCAAUAAGAAGUCUAUCAAAAAUGGCAACAGCACUGGAUGCAAUUCCUGAUGUAAACAUUGAUCCCAAUGGUGUUUUCAAGUACAUUUUGGUGUAUGUCCACGACGACAAUACUAAGCAAAGCAAACCGAUAGUUCGAGGGUACAAGAAGUGCAAAUUUCAUGCUGAUAUAUAUGAAACAAUUGGAGAAGAGGAAAUGAAGAAGUGUGGACCUGGGCUAGACACUGAAUGCGUCGGGGGUGGCAGGAUCAAUCAUAAUGCCGAGGGAAAAACUAUCAAGGUUUACGGAUACUCACAGGGAUUCGGAAAAGCUGAUCAUACUAUUGCGGUUGGAUUGCUGAAGAAGAAGUACCCCGAUUAUACAAUCACUUGGUCCGAUGAAGGCUAUUAGAAAGAGCGGCUACAUUAUUUUCCAGCAAGUACAUUUAAAUAAGCUCUUUAAAUCGGAAAUAUUGUACAAUAUUCAUUGUAUUUUCAAGUCUGCAAAAGCCGCAUUCAAAUAAAUUAUUUACGAGUAA
Cotesia glomerata is the source of this 667-nucleotide messenger RNA. RefSeq names its product 14 kDa phosphohistidine phosphatase-like. The transcript is spliced from 4 exons. Gene Ontology annotation, molecular function: protein histidine phosphatase activity. The coding region runs from base 61 to 540 and encodes 159 amino acids. Gene Ontology annotation, biological process: peptidyl-histidine dephosphorylation. The record is from RefSeq and is a predicted model, not a curated record. Lineage: Eukaryota; Metazoa; Arthropoda; Insecta; Hymenoptera; Braconidae. Gene Ontology annotation, cellular component: cytosol.